GCUUUUCGGUUUUAGAUUUUUUAUUUUAUGCAUGCUUCAUUUAACUUUAUUUAUUUAGAUAAUCAUUAAUGGCUCAGAUAAAAAUACAUAUGAAUAUAACUUGGUAUUAAAAAAUAAAUCAUGUUGAGGUUCCAACCCACCAUGCAAGAUCUACAAAUUAGAAGGAGAAACGCUGCUAUAAAUGGGAAAUCCUUUGUUUCGUUUAAGUUAAUUUCUCUUAAGGACCACCUAAACUCGUGCUUAACUGCAUGACCCGUUUAGGAGGACUAUUUUGUGAGAUCCUCACAUUAUUAUAACUGCUAAGCAGAAUAGAGAAAAAAAGCCACCCUCUCUGGCUCUUAAACGGGCCUUUGUUUCUGUUAUGGCUCAAAAUGGACCAAACAAGCUGUCAGCGUUUAAAAGGAGUCGUGAUGGAUCACUAAAUUCACUGAGCUGACUGUUUCAGGAACCCUGCCUCAUUCAGAGUCGGCCCUGCACGUCUGACAAGCAUAAAAAAGGAGAUUCGGAUUGAAAGCUGAGAAACAGCAACUGCUCGACAAAAUAAAAAGAGAUACUUUUUUUUUUUUUUUGUUUACCAGGAAAAAAGACGUUUCAUUUAUUCAAAAAAACCAAACAAACAAAAUGCAGAGCCCUAAUUAUUGGAUUGGAAACACAGAAUUAAUGUAUGUAACCACGGACAAUCAGGUCUUACCCUCCCAACGCACCAAGUAGUACCACAUCCAGUGCGACAUAAAAUUGAAUUGUACAAUAGCAGGGAGAUGGUAUUUCAAUUUGUAUUAUUACUAUUGUUAGCGGUAUUAUCGACUUUUUUUUUUAUUUUUUACCUUUAUCUUAUUAUCUUUUUCUGAAUACACUUUUAUUAUUGUAGUUAUUAACAGUAGCGCUGCUACUAAGAGUAUUUUUUACUAUGCAUUUUAAUUGUUUUGUUUUUAUAUUUAUUUUUAUUUAUUAAAGUUCUUUUGUAGAGUGGUAUUAAUAUUAAUAUUGUUGUUGUUGUCAUUAUUAUGUCUUUUUUUUUUUAUUGCUGCUCAUUUGGAGAGAGUCUUUAGUGCACAUGUGUCCUGAUGUUUGUGUUCCUAUCAUAGAUGAGCCACUUUGAUUGAAGCGUUUGUCAUGUAAAUGCGGCCCUUUGAUGGACGAGGCUGCAGACUUGACAGAGUGCUGUGGCUCUUUUGCCAUUGGCGUUUGGUUGGUCACAUGGUGUGGUCAGGAAGGCGAUAUGAGGAUGGAAGGCAGUUUUUUUUUUACAGCUUUGACAUACUGCCUAAGGUCAGGGCAAAGGGAGCUACCAUCAAUGACGGCUCACUCCUGAUCAGGUCUGAAACAAAUAAACCAGGCCCAAGUACUAGGAUGAACUCCUACUUAGACUAUCCGGUGUGCAGCCGGGGAGGAAAUAUUUUCAGUGCAAAAUCCGGAUACUCCAGUUUAAACCACGGCUACUCGUCGUCCAACUCUUGCGCAACAAGUGAUAGUUACGUACCGGACGGGUGUUUGGUGUCUCACCAGGCUCCGAGCGUCCCUCUGCACCACCAACCGCACAAUCUGGAUCUACAGUUUUCAGCAGCAGGAAACCCUAUGUACGGCUCAACUCUGGAGUACGGACACCACCAGUACGGCCUCGCCCCGGACCAGGACCGGAGCUUCAUGCACGCACAGGUCUCUCCUCUCGGAAUGAGCGUGGCUCCUUACCCAGGGGACACAUUUGGGCCCGGCCAGUAUGUCCAGUAUCCGGAUCAGAGGCAGCAGGAGUAUUCAGAGAGUGUUUAUAGGAGGUUACCACCUCAGUGUAAGGAGAAGGACCAGGAGCAUGUGGAGGAGACUUCUAAAACUUUCGACUGGAUGAAAGUGAAGAGGAACCCCCCUAAAACAGCUGUUCUGUCAGAGUUCGGGGUUUCGGGCCAGCCCAAUGCGAUCCGCACCAACUUUACCACCAAGCAGCUGACGGAGCUGGAGAAGGAGUUCCACUUCAACAAGUACCUGACGCGGGCGCGGCGGGUGGAGGUGGCGGCCAGCCUGGAGCUCAAUGAGACGCAAGUAAAGAUCUGGUUCCAGAACCGCAGGAUGAAGCAGAAGAAGCGGGAGAAACUCGGCUCCGUCUUGCUCAGCAGCACCCCGCCGGAAAAACUCCCUGAAACCUCCUCCCAAAAUACUAAACGGGAAAAACUGUGAACUGUGAUGGGACUUUAAAAAGCAGUUUUCCACAUUGCGCCAUUCUAGGAAAAAAUAAAUACGAAAAGUGCUUGUGGACUUGUAAAUCUUACAGGGUAUGGCCGGGUGCAGCAUUCUCUUCUGUACUGAAAGUUUCUAAUAUUUUCAUCAAUUCUUUUAAUUUUACUCCUC
Messenger RNA from Girardinichthys multiradiatus, 2340 nucleotides. It is a transcript of the gene hoxb1b, whose product is annotated as homeobox B1b. Gene Ontology annotation, cellular component: nucleus. Gene Ontology annotation, biological process: regulation of transcription by RNA polymerase II. The record is from RefSeq and is a predicted model, not a curated record. Lineage: Eukaryota; Metazoa; Chordata; Actinopteri; Cyprinodontiformes; Goodeidae. The coding region runs from base 1120 to 2169 and encodes 349 amino acids. The transcript has 2 exons. Gene Ontology annotation, molecular function: DNA-binding transcription factor activity, RNA polymerase II-specific; RNA polymerase II cis-regulatory region sequence-specific DNA binding.